Messenger RNA from Rhagoletis pomonella (apple maggot), 1462 nucleotides. RefSeq names its product glycine receptor subunit alphaZ1-like. Lineage: Eukaryota; Metazoa; Arthropoda; Insecta; Diptera; Tephritidae. Gene Ontology annotation, biological process: signal transduction; chemical synaptic transmission; chloride transmembrane transport. Gene Ontology annotation, molecular function: extracellular ligand-gated monoatomic ion channel activity; chloride channel activity; neurotransmitter receptor activity. The record is from RefSeq and is a predicted model, not a curated record. Gene Ontology annotation, cellular component: synapse; membrane; neuron projection.
AUGCGUACGGUGCUUAAACAACUGAAUCAACAAAGAUUUCUAGUCAUUUUCGUUAUUCAUUUGUAUUUGUUGGAAAAAUCAAUAUUGCUGUGCAAUUGUGUUCAUGGUUUCAGAAAUAUCACUGAAAGUGCAGAAUUAGUCACCGGCAUCGAAUCCAGCUUAUCGUUGCCUGAUAUAUUGCCAAUACCAUCGAAAAAUUACGAUAAAAAUCGCGCGCCAAAAUUACUCGGACAGCCGACCGUUGUCUAUUUUCAUGUGACAGUGUUGUCAUUGGAUUCGAUCAAUGAAGAAUCGAUGACAUACGUCACCGACGUAUUCCUAGCACAAAGUUGGCGUGAUCCCCGCCUGCGACUGCCAGAGAACAUGAGCGAACAGUAUCGUAUACUGGAUGUCGAUUGGUUGCAUAGCAUUUGGCGGCCAGAUUGCUUCUUCAAGAAUGCCAAAAAAGUCACAUUCCAUGAGAUGAGCAUACCGAAUCAUUACCUAUGGCUAUAUCAUGACAAGACAUUGCUCUACAUGUCAAAACUAACUUUGGUGUUAUCUUGUGCCAUGAAAUUCGAAUCCUAUCCACAUGAUACACAAAUUUGUUCCAUGAUGAUUGAGAGUUUAUCACACACGGUUGAAGAUUUGGUAUUCAUUUGGAAUAUGACCGAUCCGUUGGUGGUUAAUAGCGAAAUUGAAUUACCACAAUUGGAUAUAUCGAAUAAUUAUACAACCGAUUGUACCAUAGAAUACUCGACAGGUAAUUUCACUUGCCUGGCUAUAGUUUUCAAUCUGCGUCGACGUCUUGGCUAUCAUCUCUUUCACACCUACAUUCCAUCUGCACUUAUUGUGGUCAUGUCAUGGAUUUCAUUUUGGAUUAAACCCGAAGCGAUACCGGCACGCGUCACACUCGGCGUCACAUCGCUACUAACACUCGCUACACAAAAUACACAAUCACAACAAUCGCUGCCGCCCGUAUCCUAUGUGAAAGCCAUCGAUGUGUGGAUGUCAUCAUGUUCGGUAUUUGUAUUCCUAUCGUUGAUGGAAUUUGCUGUGGUCAAUAACUAUAUGGGACCCGUGGCAACGAAAGCCAUGAAGGGUUAUUCGGAUGAGAAUAUACACGAUUUGGGUGAUUUGAAGAAUCAUCACCGUGAAUCCAUAAUUGAGCCACAGUAUGACACAUUCUGCCAUGGACAUGCCACAGCGAUUUAUAUUGAUAAAUUUUCGCGUUUCUUUUUUCCAUUCUCCUUUUUUAUACUGAAUAUUGUGUACUGGACAACAUUCCUUUAGUGGUUAGUGUCGCUUAAAUAAACGAGCAAAUUGUUAUUGUUUGAAAAUUCUUGAAAUUGGUAUGUACAUAUUUACUUUAAAGUCUUUUAUAGCAGAGCUAUUUAAAAAAUUCAACGACUCAUUUCAUUACAUCUGGAAUGGGUCUAUUUGUUAAUUUUAUUAUGGCGUAAUAAUGUUUAUUUCAAUAGUG